This is a messenger RNA of Sphaeramia orbicularis (orbiculate cardinalfish), 1131 nucleotides long. It is a transcript of the gene evx1, whose product is annotated as even-skipped homeobox 1. Bases 1 to 1131 code for a protein of 376 amino acids. Gene Ontology annotation, molecular function: DNA-binding transcription factor activity, RNA polymerase II-specific; RNA polymerase II cis-regulatory region sequence-specific DNA binding. The transcript has 3 exons. Gene Ontology annotation, biological process: regulation of transcription by RNA polymerase II. Lineage: Eukaryota; Metazoa; Chordata; Actinopteri; Kurtiformes; Apogonidae. The record is from RefSeq and is a predicted model, not a curated record. Gene Ontology annotation, cellular component: nucleus.
AUGGAAAGCAGAGAGGAGAUGGUGAUGCUGGCGGAGGGAGGUCAGCGUGGCAAGAGCGGCUCCAAUUUGUCGGAGGCAAUCGGAAGCCCCCUGCGAGAACCGCAAGGGAAGCCGGGCCACAGGAGCUGCCUGAGCCCCGGGGCUGCGCCUUACUCCCGGGACAGGACGGAGGUGGUUGUGGGGGAAGGUGCAAGGAGGAAUAUGUGCGCCGAUACCAGGACAGUUGGCACGUCCUCCUCCGGAGAGAGACACCGGAGUGAGCACCCCAACAACAAAGACGCCAGCAGCUCAGACACUGAGUCAGACUUCUAUGAAGAAAUAGAUGUGAGCUGCACGCCUGAAAGCAUGGACUACCCAACAGCUAAAGGUCCAAAUGGGGAUUCUCCGGGUCAUCCAAGUGAGACCGGUAAUGACCCGGGUAAGGCCGUCCCAGGUCAGGGCUCUCUGUCCUACUCUGCAGACCAGAUCCGCCGGUACCGGACAGCCUUCACCCGGGAGCAGAUCGCGAGGCUGGAGAAGGAGUUUUACCGGGAGAAUUACGUGUCCAGGCCGCGGAGAUGCGAACUGGCGGCAGCGUUAAAUCUACCUGAAACCACCAUUAAAGUGUGGUUUCAGAACCGCAGGAUGAAGGACAAGCGUCAGCGUCUGGCCAUGACUUGGCCUCACCCCGCGGACCCAGCCUUCUACACCUACAUGAUGAGCCACGCAGCCGCCACGGGGAACCUGCCUUACCCCUUCCCAUCUCACCUGCCUCUGCCCUACUACUCCCACCUGGGGGUCGGAGCGGGUUCGGCCCCUGCAGCCACCCCUUUCUCCAAUCCCCUGCGAUCUCUCGACAGUUUCCGAAUGCUGUCUCACCCCUACCAGAGGCCGGAACUGCUUUGCGCGUUCAGACACCCCUCCCUGUACCCGGGUCCGACCCACGGCCUCGGUCCCGGUGGAAGCCCCUGCUCCUGCCUGGCCUGUCACUCCAGUCAGUCUAAUGGUAUCUCAUCCAGGCCCACCGGCUCGGACUUCGCUUGUUCCCCAACGAGCAGGACUGACGCUUUUGUCACUUUCACGCCUUCAGUUCUCAGCAAAUCCUCAUCUGUGACAUUAGACCAGAGGGAAGAAGUUCCUCUAACAAGAUAA